Messenger RNA from Cephus cinctus (wheat stem sawfly), 6831 nucleotides. RefSeq names its product thyrotroph embryonic factor (gene Pdp1). NCBI's taxonomy places the organism in Eukaryota, Metazoa, Arthropoda, Insecta, Hymenoptera, Cephidae. Gene Ontology annotation, molecular function: RNA polymerase II cis-regulatory region sequence-specific DNA binding; DNA-binding transcription factor activity, RNA polymerase II-specific. Gene Ontology annotation, cellular component: nucleus. The coding region runs from base 1002 to 2126 and encodes 374 amino acids. The transcript is spliced from 6 exons. Gene Ontology annotation, biological process: regulation of transcription by RNA polymerase II. The record is from RefSeq and is a predicted model, not a curated record.
UGGCGGCUCCGCACCGCGGUGCAGUGCCUGUCCGGACGCCGUACGUUCGAGACGCGCCUUUCGUUCCCUCGCUGCCCGUUCAGUGACUCCCACUCUCGUGUCUCGUUCACUCUCGCUGUCAUAGCCACGGGAUUUUGACAGCUGUAGAGAAGAGAGGAAAAAUUAAUUCGCGUCCCUUCGCAUACUUUUACGUUAGACUAUUUCCCGUGACUUCAGUGAUGUCUUUAAUGGCAUUUACGAGCAUUGCCGUCUGAUUGCAAUCGCAUAACGAUAAGGCAGACGCGACUCUCGUUUGAAUUUAAUAUUAAUGGUAAUAAUUGCUUUCGGUGAGAGGCCGCUAGUGGAAUUUUCUACGUUAAUACUUUAGAACGUCGAAUACUCUGUAUACUUUUCAUCUGGACAUUGUGAGUGGGUGAAAACAGUGAUCGGAAAAAGCGUCAAGGACAGACAUUCGAGCGAAGCGUACCAGAAGAACUUCCGUGCACCUUUUAUUAAUCUUUUUCUCUUCUCUUUGUAAUUCUCGCUUGCCUUUUUGUCCUUGCAUUUAUUCACAGUGCACGUAGUUUGUGUAUACGAGAAAACUAGAACUUUGAUCAUGUACGUUUUUCAUGUCCUACGAGAGACACGUUCUAACAUGACAGUUUGAGGUUAGACCCGCGCCUUGAUGUUUCGGUAAAGACGAAGAGCACGGCGCAUCAACACGUCGAUAGACCUCGCGACUAUUCUGACAAUAAUAAACAAGUCGAAGGCGUCGGAAAGGGUCUAGUGCCUUCGGGUAUUCUAAGAAGACGACGUGGUAGAAGAAAAAGAAAAAACGUUACGCCUUGAAAUCACGUGACCCUGAUAAGUAUCGGGCGCUGUUAUUUAAGCCUGUAACGUAAUAAUCCAAUCACGUUUUACAGUGGUGGGUCGAAUCCCGCCAUUUUGUUCGAAAGCAUACAAUUAAUUGGGGUACCUUCUUGGUGAUUAAUAAAUAAAUGCGAACUGCGUGAAACGAACGGAUGAGCUGUGCUAUGGAGUACCAGCAACUGGCGCCGCCUCCAGUACCAGGAGUGCUUCACCAGGCGCAUCAUCCCCAACAGCAUCAACCCCCUGGACCACCGCAUCCACAUAUCGUAGUUGCUCCGGCACAUCAACAACAACCCCAACCGCCGCCGCCCCUGCCGCCCACGUCCCACGCCCAUCAAGUUCACGCUCCUCUGCCACCUAUUCACGAUGACAGCACCAGCUCUCGUUGGAGUCAGUAUCAACAUCUUUGGAGGCAGCAUCAUGUGUACAUGAACGGGAAACAAGGCAAGGAUGGACCAGAAGAGAAGAAAGACGCCGACGGCGAACUCUGGGGCAACGUGGAAGCGCAGGCCGCCUUCCUUGGGCCAAAUUUAUGGGACAAAACUCUGCCCUACGAUGCCGACCUGAAGGUAUUAAACCAUUACGUGGACCUGGACGAGUUCCUCUCGGAGAAUGGUAUCCCUGUCGAUGGCGUUGCCGGGGGUGGACAAGGUACGAUGCAGGGUGGCCAAUUGCACAAGAUGAACAAUAACGAUGCUGGCGGUCAUCAAGGACCGGCAGGCCUUCAUCUCGAGCCGGUUACAAAACGUGAAAGAUCACCAUCGCCGAGUGAAUGCUGCUCACCGGAUACCCUCAACCCACCAUCACCUGCAGAUUCCAAUUCCGAGGACUCGUCACGAAUACAAUAUGGCUUGUCUCUUGUAGCGCUCUCGAUGGCGUCAUCGGGGCGAGACUUCGACCCCCGCACCCGAGCCUUCUCCGACGAGGAACUGAAGCCCCAGCCGAUGAUCAAGAAGUCACGGAAACAGGUACCCCAGUUCGUUCCGGACGACUUGAAGGAUGACAAAUACUGGGCUCGUCGCAGGAAGAACAACAUGGCGGCAAAGAGAUCGCGAGACGCACGUCGCAUGAAGGAGAAUCAGAUAGCCCUGAGAGCCGGCUUCCUGGAGAAGGAGGUAAGAAACUAUAUGAGAAACCAGGAUCCUCUUCUACUGGGAUACGCGAACACUGAUCAAUAUACAUUACAAUACAACAUGGGUCUGCGACAGGAAUUGGAUCGGUUAAAGAACGAGAACAUGCUUCUGCGUGAUAAGCUCAGCAAAUACACGGACGUCUAACCAAUGGCCGUCGCGACGCGUCUUCACAGUUCUUCGUUACCCAGCGUCUCUUCCCUACUUAGAUCGCGUCUCCGUCGUCUACAGGAAGAAACACGCAGAUGAAGACAGUCCCACACAAAUUUCUAUUAAAAAAAUUCAUUAUACCCCCCUCCCCUCUCCCCCCAACAUUAUCCAUCACCCAUUUUUCCCCAUAUAUCCCAUCCGUAUAAUCCUAUUCGCGUUAACACUAAGUGAAAACUUAUCUUAUCUACCAACCUGAUGCCUUUUAUCCAUCCCCUAGAUUCUCCUCAGCCUCACUUGUACAUAGUUAUAUGUAUAGUUAGAUUAUAUAUAUAUUAUAUAUAAUAUCGAUAUCAUAUUAUAGUAUGAACAAUACUAGAGAGAGAUACCUGUAUCUACAUUUAAAUGAAGAGGACACGUAUACAUAUUACGUAACACCCGCGACACUACAAAGACACACACCAUGUACACACGUUAUGUUAAUCCGAUGACGCAAUAUAUGUAUAAACAAACGUACACAUUACAUUCGCACGCAUAUUCUCGCAGAUUACGAUCGGAUCACUUUUAUCUUUUAUCAUUGGGAAAUACCAACAAUUGCAUUUUACACUCAGUACACGUAUACAGUUUACACUUGCGUAUGGAGAGACAUAUACAUAUAUAUACAUAUAUAUUGUAUAUAUAUAUAUAUAUAUAUAUAUAUAUACAAUACACUAUACACUUGCACGCGCGUAAGCCCAACCGCUGCAUACGUUUGAACAGGAAGCUCCGCCAUUUUCAAAUGAGUCUUGAGAGAAAAAAAAGGAGAAAGAUGCCUGAACGAUAUUUUCCAUCGAUGCCAAUAGAAACAGUAAAGAAGGAGGGAAAAAAGAAUGUAUCUUGGAAUUGGGGGAAUUUUCUUUUUUUUUUCUUUUGACUUUUACUUCGCACUCUGUUCUUUACUCUCUUUGUUAAACUUAUGUUUCUCUUUCUCUCUCUCUCACUCUCUCUCUCUCUCUCUCUCUCUUGUUCUAUCUCUCUAAUUCUCCUUCAAUCCUCUCAUUCUCUAUGUUGCAUCUCUUUUGUCUUGAUUUAAUAAAAUCUGAUCUCGAACCAAAAGUCUGUCAUCGAUCACAAACAUUCAGGCAUAUCUUGUUCGUGGCUCUUUUCUUCGACUAGUGACUUUUGUCAUCGAAUGAUCUAUCAAUUAUCUGUAUUCAAUAAUGACGUUUAAGCAUGUUGUUAUGAUCUGUUAUUAUCAUUUUUAUUCUUUCAAUCCCCUCGAUAUCUGUUUCUUUUCUCUCAUCAUCUUACUAUUUCUCUCUCUCUCUCUCUCUCUCUCUUACUCUUUCUCUGUUUCUCGCUUUAUAAAUUUUUCUUUAAUCAUCCACUUCAGUACUUCUUUUUCUCUUGUCCGUCUUCCUCACAGACCCGGUGUACACAGGAAGUCGCGUAUUGGUUACCAGGGCCAGCCGCCAGGGCGUUAAUUACACAUGGAAUGAUAGAGACCUCUCGUGGUUGAAUCAUGUGAGCUUACUUUUGGUGCCUUUUUCACGGGCGCUAAAUUUUCUUAUAUAACAAUAAGUAAAAGAAGGCGGAGAAGUAGGACGAAGAAAAAAAAUAAUAAGUGCGGAGGGAGAAAAGGAGCGAAAAUAAUAUAAAUACCCACGUGCGCGGUCACGUGCUAAUUCGCUUUAUCAAGUCGGUAUGAUAAUAAUAACAACAGUAACGCCUAAGCUCGCUACUCCAGCCGCGUCGCGUUCACCGAGCCAUUGUAAAUAAUUCUCGAUACGGAUCACAAAAAAAAUGUGGCGCGAUCGUAGGAAAUCUAUUCUGAUCCCACGUUGCUCGGGGAUCAUGUCUGCGUGCUGUGACAAAAGUCUGGUAUUCGUUUCGUUUCGUUGCGCACAUUAUAUAGAUAUGUCAUAUAGAUACAUAAGUACACAUACGAUAUAUAGUAUAUAAAUAUAUUAUAUAAUAAACAUGACGUUCCUCGCGCGCAAAAUUAUGUUAAAAACUGUCCUAGGACUGUCGGCUAGAAUUGUAUAAUUCUUUUCGUUCGAUAUUUAACGUCAAAAUUUAUAAUGAUCACGAUUCAGCCUAACGAUAAGUUAAAGGAAACAAUAACAAAUUGAAAAGAAUUUCUUCACGCGCAUAUAAAUACAUCAGACUGGCGGGACACGAAAACGUAUUUAAAUACUGUACAUGUAUACCUAUAGAUAUACCUAAGAGGCCCUAGAAUAUCGAUCAAUCCGUUAUUUUUUAUUUUUGGUUUUCUUUUUUAAUUGUAAGGCCUUGUAUUGUGUUCAACGAAGCGCGUAGCGAAUUGUAAACCAGGAUAGUGACGAAGUCCUUCUUAAGACAUAACGUGGACGACGUCUUGUCGCACGUGCGUCGACGUAAUACAAAUCUCGUGUAUUGUUUCCAAGACACGUUACGCUGUUACGUCACAUGAUGACGACUGUAUGACGACAGUCGUCAACAACCGUAUCGCGAAGAUAUUUGCCUUGGCCUCGUCGUCGUUGCGAUAUUACUUUUUCUUUUUCCUUUUUCGACGUCAUAUUUUUUUAGCGAAUAUCUCCAAGUGAGAGAAAGACAAAGUGAGAGAGAGAAAGAGAGAGAGAGAGAGAGUAACGCAAAGAAAGAUACAAAGAUAGAGCCUGUGAUUGAAUGGAGAGAAUGCGACGGAAUGCGUGCUGAAGUGAGAUAGCCUGUAAUAUUGUAUAUGCAUAAGGAGAAAGGACAGAGAGAGAGAGAGAGAGAGAGAGAGACAGAAAGAGAGAGCGUGAUAUACAUAUGUUAUUCAGGCAAGAGUGAAAGAGACAAAAGAGAAGGACAAAGAAUAGAAACAAACAAGUACAGAUCUUUUUAAAGAAUCGCUCGGUUUAUCAUUAAAAAAUCAUGAAUUUAAUAUAACAAUAAUGAGAAACAGAAAAGAAACUAUGGAUAACGAUCGUUGUGUAUUGAUUCGUGGAAUCGUGCUGUGUUAUGCGAGUGAGAGAGAGAGAGAGAGAGAGAGAGAGAGGGAGAGAGAGGGAGUGACAGGAAUAGAAAAGAUUUAAAGGGGAAAAGAAAGAAAAAAAAAAAGAAAAUUAAAGAAUGUAAUUCUUAUCGACGUUUUCUGCGCACGAAUCUAGCUCCUAGUUCUCCCGGAGGGUUUUUAAUAUUUCUAGCGUAUCCACGUGGUGAUGGUACACAGUGAUUCUAGUUGUUUUUAUUGUAAGGCUAGGAAAGUACUUUUUUCUUUCUUUUUUUCUCCUUUCGUUAGCAUAUAGUUCACACGUUAAAUCGUAGUGGCGCUCAAGUGCGCGGAAAGCGUCGCCAACGUAGAGAAGGAACGUAACGUCACAAACCGCCCACGGUCGUCCGAAACGCUAAGAUUGAUGAUUCUGUAUGACAGAUGUUACAACGUCGUCGUCAUCGGUGACGAUGACGAUACGGCCGUGACGAUGACUAUUAUUAUUAUUAAUAUUAUUAAUAUUAUUAUUUGUUGUUAAUAAUAAUUCUUCUAACCGACCGCGACUGUUACAAUGACGAUCCUGACGACCUCAUAACAUUAUUUCGUGUAUAGACUAUUUACUUAUAUAUAAUUGUAAUUACAUUAUGACGAGAGGAACGAUGACGAUCGUGAUUGAUUGUAAAGGUGGCUGCUCCGGCUACUAGCCUACAUCUUUUUAAGUUUUUAGAUGUUUAUUUUGUUUCGGUAUAAUAUUAUAGAGAGAUGAGAAAUUGUUACAUGGAGAUAAAUCAUGGCUGCAUUAGAGUUCUCAGUCGUAUUCUACGUUUUUAUCUUUUUUUUUAUCUUCUCUUCAAGGUGUCGGUAUAACGACAGGCUGAUUAGAUGGCAAAGUGUUAAGAUACCUGACAGCGUAUAAAGGAUCUGUACAGAAUUAUUGAUUGAAGAGGGGAUUGGAGCUUUGCGAAAGAUUUGGCAGCAUUUUCAUUUAAGCGACAAUAAUUGAGUCGUCGACAGGAUCCCAUUGCGAUUUUACGUAAGACGAUAGUUUAAUUUGAAUCGUUGCUCUUUAUUCAUUUUUAUCUGUUGUCAGUUUCAAAAUCUUGGGAUUCUUGUGGGUGAUUGUUCCAGGUGGGAUUUUUGUGUAGCUUCCAUGAAAAUGCUUCAAGUUUAUUCGUGCCGGUGGUAUACGCCUGAUUCAAUAUCCUUGCAAUUGUUUUGAUGGGAGAAUUUUUUAUUGCAACUAGAAAAUAUUUUCGAUAUUCUGCAUGGCACUGAAGGGGGGCCGGGGGCGGGUUAAUGAAAUAGUAGGAAGGCCGAAUGUUUUCGCGCGAAUCCAUUGUCGCUUCUAUGAAUAUCCCUUUGUAUCUUUUUGUUUUUGGGAAGGUAUCGAUCGAUUCGAAUGACUGUUUUGCUUGAAAGUGAUUGGCUGGAGUCGCGCGAUCAUUGUUGCCGCGGUUUAUAGUCCUCGACAUUUUUGCGAUGAUCCGACGAUAGUGAAUUAUAUUGUAGCAAAUAAAAAUGCCAGCGAACUAGGGGCAGACACACGUGUGUGAUGCUACCAGCUUUGCUCUCAGAUUAUAGGAGACAAGAAUAGAUAUAGAGAACGGAACACACAAUGCCGUCACGCCAAAAUCAUCCGAUCCAUGUACGAAAUGAGAAACAAAAAGUGAAAACUGUGAAGUAUGAACGACCACCAAUUUAAAAAAAAAAGAAGAAACCUACUGUACCACAUUUCGAGAAAUAUAUGUAUUUGUUAUUGUUUUAAUUGAA